Molecule: messenger RNA, 3692 nt
Organism: Leptomonas pyrrhocoris
Lineage: Eukaryota; Euglenozoa; Kinetoplastea; Trypanosomatida; Trypanosomatidae
Exons: 1
Coding region: 162-3692 (1176 amino acids)
Biological process (GO): post-transcriptional tethering of RNA polymerase II gene DNA at nuclear periphery; poly(A)+ mRNA export from nucleus; transcription elongation by RNA polymerase II
Cellular component (GO): transcription export complex 2
Molecular function (GO): double-stranded DNA binding; RNA binding
Source: RefSeq, a predicted model, not a curated record
AGUGCUGUACACACACACACGACGCGGUUGCUGUGGAAGCGUGUCUGUGCGUACAUACAUCAUACGCACCAACCGAUCCGUUCAACCAAGGAGAUUGCGGAUCGGUCGCCGCGAAUCCCCCGUUCAGUCCCCACCCACCCCCUUUUGUCUUGUCCACGAGGAUGUUCACCUUCAACGCCUUCGGCGGCGCCGCACCGCCUGUGAAACCAAUCAGUGACGGUGGUGUCCUUGGCGCACCUGCACUACCUGUGUACUCUAGUCAUAGUGACGUCAACGCUGUUCCUCCUCCGCCCGUCUUUGGGGGUGCGGGUCUGCGGCACAUCAGUCAUCAUGGCACCGCAGUCCCUUUAGCGGCAACACCCGUCUUUGGUGGUGCGGGGAGUGGUGGUGGGAAUGCGUUCACCGCACGUUCAGCCGGUAUCCUUUACAGCUCUGGAGCAGCAGCAGGCGCAGAGGCAACCGGGGCGCCUUCAACGCUUUCUUCAGGCGAAGGAGUGCCAGCACCACCACCACCGGUGUACUCAGCGGCUGUCCCGGCGGCGGCUGUGCCUGUGUUUGGUGGCGGCCGCUCGUUUGGAUCUGUGCCGUCUUUCACUGCGUACACCAACAAUAACAACCGCCAUAAUAGCAGCAGUGAUGCGAAUCGUCAGGGCGGUGUCUUGGGGGGAAACGGCGCCCUCCCGAUGCCCCAAAAUCCACCCACAACGAGCCAACCAGGACCAUCCGACGGAAAUCCGAAUAGCAGCUCAGUGUUUGGCAGCGCAGCCCCUCGUCUCAACUCCAGCAUCAUCGUCUCAUCGACCUCCACUGAUGCGUCGAUGCCACCGCCCCCGCACCUCAAGUUUGACUUCAGCGCGCCGUCUAGCACCUCCGUUGGUCACGCGGCUACCUCCUUCACGGCGCACCCAGGAAACGCACUGGGAGCCGCACACAGUGGCAGCGUGCUGCUCACGGACAGCACACGAACGAAUGCUGCCGUGAAAAGCAGCGGCCACAGCACGCCAGGUCCGGUGCUGGCGAGUGCUUUUUCAGGCGAGGGCAACGCCGCUACGGCACCACCGCCGUUUUCUUCUUCUGCCUCCUUCUCUCCCCCAUUGUCCUCUUUCGCCCUCUCAUCGCAUUCGCUUCCGCUUGUGGUAGCGGUGGAGAAGAGCGUCGGUCGUGGUGGAUACGACAGCGGUACCGGCGACGGGGCCGGCGGAGGAGCCACACCGGCGUUCAGCAGCUCCACCAGCUCCUUCAGCGCUCCCUUCGGUCGGACAGCGAAGCCGGCGGCACUGACAGGCGAUGCGAAGGGGCAGGCAGAGCCCUCAUCCCUCGCCGCAGUGCUGCCGUCGAGGGCUCCAUUCGCCACACCAACGCCACCUUCUCAAUUAAGCAGUGGCUUCCCUACCGCCGCCACCAAGACCACGCCUCUUCCCAUAAACACCAGCGAUACGGGAAGUGGCAUCUUGGGUAGCGUUACGCCUUCAGGGACAGCGCCGCCCACGACAGCUUUUGGCGCCACAGUCAUCCCCACCUCGCCGCAACCGUCAGCGUCGUCGUCCGCUACCUUUCGUGCUGCCGCAACAGCAGCACGGCCACCACAGGUGCCAUCGCCCGCCUUCUCAGCAGACAACGCACCACCCGUGGGGAAAAGAUCGUCAGCGUUCGUUCCAGAAACCGGCGACGCCAAACCAAACACGGGCACGACGAGUGCUUUUGCCGCCUUUGCGGGAGCGGCGUCCGCAACGAGCUCAGUCCCUGCGAAGUCCGCAUUUGGUUCGUCCAGUGUCGCACCUGCGCCAUCACCGCAGGCCUUUCACACCGCUCCUCCCGCCACAGGCGCCUCCGACGGGCACCAUCGCCCUGCCGGUGGGUCUGCGUUUGCGGCUGCCGCUUCGUCGUCGUCGCCGUCGUUCAGCGGGCUGGGUGGUCGUGGCGGUGCUGGGGCUAGUGGGGAUGGGCGUGGCGAUUACCGUGGCCGUGGACGGGGAGGUGGACAUGGACGCGACAGGCACGACCGGCGACGAGACCGGUCGCCGUCGCCGUCGAGAACCACAGAAGAAGGACGCUUUCACGCAGACAGUCGUGGGGCUCCCCCGCCUACCUUCUCCGCACAAAGCUCUCACUUUAGCAUCCCAGCUCCUCGUCACGUUCAACAGCAGCAGCAGCAGCAGCAGAUGCAGAUGCAGCCAACAGCAGUUUCACGGCUGGAGAAGCUCACGCUGCCCUCUCUGCCCUCCGAUGAAAAGCAGUGGUCGCUGGCCGCCCGCGUCUGCAAAUCUUUUCUGCUUCAGGUCGCCUCCCCUGCGGCCACGACGAUGUCAGCGACCUCUGCGGGUCGCGAGACGGGCGCGGCGGAGGCGCUCGAGCAGGCCUUUUUCGGCGUUGCAGGCCGCGAAGGCGUCACUGGCGACUUCGGCACGUCUGCAGGGGAGAUGUUGGCGGUGUGGCAGACGCAGGUGCGGCCGAUGCUGACCAAUGCAACGGCGCCCGGCAGCGCGCCGCUUCCCUUCCCCGGCGAGAUGUGGGUGGCUCUCUUCGCCCUCGGCGCCUAUUUAAACGUCAUCCUCUCCACCCUCGCCUCGCCAGACAACUCGUCGCGGACGUCCACACGCGCGGACCUCGCUGUCUACAAGGCCGGCCUGCGCGACCACCCAGUGGAAGCGCUGACCGACGCCUGCCACUACGCGAACGAGAUGAGUGAACUCUUGCAGACGAUCUUUCAGCGCGGCGGUGAGGCGGCGGCCCCGCCGUACAGCGUCCUCCCGGUGGUGCUGCGGCGGGUGCGCACCGUCUUCGACGCGGCGAACGCGCGUGGUGUGGCGACGGUGCAGUCGAAUUGGAGUGCCGUCACGUCGAAGCUUUUCGCGGUGCUGAACCGACGCGUGAAGUCGGCCACGGUGCAGGUCCUUCCCAGCACCAACGGUGCAACGGACAAGCCGCCCCGCUGGCUCCUCACCUUUGACUCGACGGAGAAGGAAAGCCUCCUGCACAGCUUCGCCUACCUCGUGAGUGAGAUGAUUGCCGUGGAUGCGCCGAUGAACGAAGAUGUGGAGCUGUUCAUGGCGGCCUUUCACGAGUGUCUGCCGUCGGCGCUGGCGGAGCGGUGCAUGCUGUACUACCGUCGUGCCUGUGCCUUGCUGCGGCAGCCGCUGGGUAUGCGACAGAUGGAGGAGGCGGCAAAGCUGCUAGCGCGGGCGCUCGCCGUGUACCCGCCAGAUGCCCCACCGAACAACAGGCGUGUGCUAGAAGUGAAGCUGCUCACCGCAGAGCUCGCGUUGGGGCGCCUUCCCUCCGACAAAGACCGCAUCGCGCUGGACGUGCCGCAGUUGGUUGACGUGGUGAACGCGCUGAAGACGUCACGGCUGGACUUGCUGGACGCAGCACUGAAGAUGCACGGCCGUUUCUUCGUUCAGAUCGGUGUGCAAAACGCGCUGAUGCUGGCACGACAGCGUGUGGCGCUGUUGAUGGUGGUCAAAUUCUACGUAACGCACGGGUGUGAGAACCGACUACGUGUGACGGACAUGGUGCGUUACCACCGCCUCCCCUACUCCGGAGCGGAGGCGGGGAUGGUGUGGCUGCUGCCGCUGUUGGUGGGAAAGGACAUGAAUGGGGUACUGGAUCACGACUACCUGAUUCUGAGUGGCAAGGCGCCGUUUGACGCGUAUCCACGCGAGUUGUUGGCCGCUGCCGCAGGGCUUCUUUGA